This is a messenger RNA of Penicillium alfredii, 915 nucleotides long. RefSeq names its product VIT1/CCC1 transporter family protein. Gene Ontology annotation, molecular function: manganese ion transmembrane transporter activity; iron ion transmembrane transporter activity. Gene Ontology annotation, biological process: intracellular manganese ion homeostasis. Gene Ontology annotation, cellular component: fungal-type vacuole membrane. The record is from RefSeq and is a predicted model, not a curated record. The transcript is spliced from 3 exons. Lineage: Eukaryota; Fungi; Ascomycota; Eurotiomycetes; Eurotiales; Aspergillaceae. The coding region runs from base 1 to 915 and encodes 304 amino acids.
AUGGCCCUUCUCUUCCUCAAGCAGAAGCUGUUCCCCAUCCAGGAAUCAAAAACACAUUCGGGCAAACCUCUGCUCGCCCGCAUCGAGGAUGACGAUACAAUCCGCGGCGACUCCAAUCCCGACAUCGAGUCGCAGAGCGGCCGGUCGUAUGAUACUUUCGGGCGCUGUGCAAGCCCGGAUAACUCCAGCAGCAGUGGCAGUAGCACACGGGCGCGCAUCAACCCUCGCGUGGUCUCAGAUGCCAUCCUCGGCCUCUCGGACGGCCUGACGGUUCCCUUUGCACUGAGCGCGGGUCUGUCCGCACUGGGGAACACCAAGGUCGUGGUGCUGGGCGGGCUGGCCGAGCUGGCUGCGGGAGCCAUCUCAAUGGGACUGGGCGGGUACGUGGGCGCGAAGAGCGAAGCCGAGUCCUAUGAAACCACCGUCCGCGAAACCCAGCACCUCAUCGAGACCGGCCCGCACGAAACCCAGCUAAUCGUGCACGAUACCUUUUCCCCUUACGGGCUCUCCGACGCUGCCAUCGCCGACAUCACGCGCGACCUGCACGCUUCGCAGGACCGGCUGCGCGAGUUUUUGCUGGCCUUCCACCACCGCGAGACCGCACCAGACUGCAACCAGGCCUGGAUCUCGGCGCUGACGCUGGCGCUGGGCUACUUCGUCGGCGGGUUCAUCCCGCUGAUCCCGUACUUUAUUGCCACGAGCGUGCGUGUGGCGCUGUACUGGAGUAUUGGGGUCAUGGCGCUGACGCUGCUGGCUUUUGGCUAUGUGAAGACUUGUAUUGUGCGUGGCUGGACUGGCCAUGAGAAUGUCGUUGCCGGUGUCCGCGGUGGUGUCCAGAUGUGUUGUGUUGGUGGUGUCGCUGCUGGGGCGGCGAUUGCUUUGGUGCAGUUGAUUGACACUGGUGGUGCUCAUUGA